UUUUAUCAGGACGUUCUCCUGCGUAGCAGGAACUUUAGAAGGGGAAGAAUUAUGAAGGAGGACAGGGAUUCAAUUAUGUCCGAUGUCCCCAGCAAUGCGCCAGAACACUGUCCUGGAACUACCAGUGAAAAGGCAGGGAAGGGCUCAGCAUGCCAGGGCUGCCCGAACCAGACGCUCUGUGCCUCCGGUGCCACCAAGGCUCCUGACCCCGCCAUCGCGGAGAUAGCGGAGAAGAUGCUGACGGUGAAGCACAAGAUCCUGGUGCUCUCUGGGAAAGGCGGGGUGGGGAAGAGCACCUUCAGCGCCCACCUGGCCCACGCUCUGGCCAGCGACGUCAGCAAGGAGGUGGCCGUGCUUGACGUGGACAUCUGUGGGCCCUCUAUCCCGAGGAUCAUGGGUCUGGACGGAGAACAGGUCCAUCAGAGUGGCUCGGGUUGGUCCCCUGUGUACGUGGAGGAGAACCUGGCCGUCAUGUCCAUCGGCUUCCUGCUCAGCAGCCCGGACGACGCCGUCAUCUGGAGAGGGCCCAAGAAGAACGGCAUGAUCAAGCAGUUCUUGAGGGAUGUUGAUUGGGGGGACCUGGAUUACCUCAUCGUGGACACGCCCCCUGGCACCUCAGACGAGCAUCUGUCCAUCGUCCAGUACCUGAGCACUGCUGGCAUUGAUGGGGCUGUUAUCAUCACCACACCUCAGGAGGUGUCGCUGCAGGACGUGCGCAAGGAGAUCCGGUUCUGCCAGAAGGUCAAGCUGCCAAUCAUAGGCGUGGUGGAGAACAUGAGUGGCUUCGUCUGCCCCAAGUGCAAGAACACGUCGCAGAUCUUCCCUCCGACCACCGGGGGCGCUGAGCGUAUGUGCGAGGAGCUGGGGCUCCGCCUGCUGGGCAAGGUGCCCCUGGACCCCAGGAUCGGGCGCAGCUGCGACGAGGGGCGGUCCUUCCUCGCCGAGGUGCCCGACUCCCCCGCAGCCCUGGCCUACAGCCGCAUCGUGAAGAGCAUUCAGGAAUAUUGUUCCAACCUCCUCACCGAGGAGCAGAGACUGGACUGACACAGCGGGCCUAUUGCACUGCCCUAUUGAUUAUAUGUUGUUCCAGGACCCAGGGUUUGAUUCCCUGGACUCGGUAGGAGGGGACUACAGUGCAGCUCAGUCAUUGGCCGAGAGAAGACGAGACUCAUCGAUAAGCUUCAGCAAUAGACGGAUAGAUGGACAUUCCUUUAUUACAUGGAUGGUAAAUGUUUUUUAAGGAUACUUGCUGGCUGUGAAUCCAUUUUGAUCAGUGUUCUAAAGUGACACACACUAGUGUUUAUGUCACUUUAAUUAUGUCUAUCAUUCUUCAUAUUUUUAUAUGAAUUUGUGUAUAGGUUUUUUUUUUUGUAUGAUUCACCUGUAAUUACUGAUCAAUAAAGAUAUUGUAUGAUUUA
Messenger RNA from Gadus morhua (Atlantic cod), 1418 nucleotides. RefSeq names its product nucleotide binding protein 1 (MinD homolog, E. coli) (gene nubp1). Gene Ontology annotation, biological process: iron-sulfur cluster assembly. Gene Ontology annotation, molecular function: ATP binding; ATP-dependent FeS chaperone activity; 4 iron, 4 sulfur cluster binding. Lineage: Eukaryota; Metazoa; Chordata; Actinopteri; Gadiformes; Gadidae. Gene Ontology annotation, cellular component: cytosol. The record is from RefSeq and is a predicted model, not a curated record. The coding region runs from base 52 to 1044 and encodes 330 amino acids. The transcript has 11 exons.